Molecule: messenger RNA, 753 nt
Organism: Solanum verrucosum
Lineage: Eukaryota; Viridiplantae; Streptophyta; Magnoliopsida; Solanales; Solanaceae
Product: polygalacturonase-like
Exons: 3
Coding region: 1-753 (250 amino acids)
Biological process (GO): carbohydrate metabolic process
Molecular function (GO): polygalacturonase activity
Source: RefSeq, a predicted model, not a curated record
AUGCAAGAAUUAACGUUUCUCCAGUUCAACGUCAGUGCUCCAGCUAGUAGCCCCAACACUAAUGGCAUCCACAUCUCAAGAUCAAGCUCCGUGAAUGUGACAGACUCUAACUUUGCUACUGGUGAUGAUUGUAUCUCCAUUGGCGAUGAAACAGAACAACUUUACAUCACUAAAGUCACUUGUGGACCUGGUCAUGGUAUUAGUGUUGGUAGCCUUGGUGGCAACCUUGAUGAAAAGCCAGUUAUUGGUGUGUUUGUUAAGAAUUGCUUUUUCAUUAGCACUGAUAAUGGUGUUAGGAUUAAAAUAUGGCCUGCUUCUCAUCCUGGUGUUGUCUCUGACAUACAUUUUGAAGAUAUCAUUGUGCAAAAUGUUAGCAACCCUGUUAUCAUUGAUCAAAGUCAGGCCCAUCCUGAUUUGUUGUUCACUGAUAUUGGGCCCCCAUUUAGAAGUGUUCACUCUCCAGUUGAGUUGCCUUCACAAGUGAAGAUUAGCAAGGUGACAUUCCUAAACAUAAAGGGUACAUCAAGAACUCAAAGUGUAGUAUCACUACUUUGUAGCAAAGGCUCACCAUGUGAAGGUGUUGAAGUUGGAGACAUUGACAUUUCAUAUAGUGGUAAAGAAGGACCAGCAAAAUCAAGUUGUGAAAAUAUUAAGCCAAAUUUUAAGGGAAAACAGAGUCCAGCUGUUUGCUCUGCCUUUGCUUUUUCCCCUGCUUCUGCUCCCGCUGCUCCUACUCCUUCUUUGUCUUCUUAA